Messenger RNA from Lolium rigidum, 1648 nucleotides. Its product is annotated as methionine gamma-lyase-like. Gene Ontology annotation, cellular component: cytoplasm. The coding region runs from base 51 to 1427 and encodes 458 amino acids. The transcript has 2 exons. Gene Ontology annotation, biological process: transsulfuration. Lineage: Eukaryota; Viridiplantae; Streptophyta; Magnoliopsida; Poales; Poaceae. Gene Ontology annotation, molecular function: pyridoxal phosphate binding; carbon-sulfur lyase activity. The record is from RefSeq and is a predicted model, not a curated record.
AUACAUCGAUCUCGCGCUCUCAGCAAAUUAACAUCCGCUUCCAGAUCGCAAUGGCUCACGUCCUCGCCGCCGCGGAGCCCCUCACCCUCCUGAAGCGCCCUCCGCCGCCGUUCGGCGACGAGGACAACAACGGCAGCACCGACGAGAAGCCGGCCGUGAAGGCGCGCCGCCGGGAGUCCGACCCGGCGGCGGCGCUGGCCGCGGCGCGGCACGAGUUCGGCGAGCACGGCGGCGUGAACAUGUCCAUCGAGGCGUCGGCGACGUUCACGGUGAUGGAGCCGGACACCAUGCGGCGGCUCUUCGCGGGGGAGCUGGGCCCGGAGCGCGGCGACCUGUACAUCUACAGCCGCCACUUCAACCCGACGGUGCUGGCGCUGGGGCGGCAGAUGGCGGCGCUGGAGGGCACCGAGGCCGCCUACUGCACGGCGUCCGGGAUGUCGGCCAUCUCCUCCGUGCUGAUGCAGCUGGUGGGCGCCGGCGGGCACGUGGUGGCGUCGCGGUGCCUGUACGGCGGCACCCACGCGCUGCUGUCUCGGUUCCUGCCGCGCACGUCGGGGGUGAGCGCCACGUUCGUGGAUGCGGACGACGAGGCCGCCGUGCGCUCGGCGGUGCGGCCAGGGGUGACCAAGGUGGUGUACGUGGAGACCAUGUCCAACCCGACGCUGGCCGUGGCUGACAUCCCCAUGCUGGCGCGGGUGGCGCACGAGGCCGGCGCCAAGCUGGUGGUGGACAACACCUUCACCCCCGUCGUCGUCUCGCCCGCGCGCCUCGGCGCCGACGUCGUCGUCCACAGCGUCUCCAAGUUCAUCAGCGGCGGCGCCGACAUCAUCGCCGGCGCGAUCUGCGGGCCGGCGAGCCUGGUGAACUCGAUGAUGGACCUGCAGGACGGAGCGCUCAUGCUUCUCGGCCCGACGAUGAACGCCAAGGUGGCCGCCGAGCUCGCCGCGCGGCUCCCGCACCUGCCGCUCCGGAUGCAGGAGCACUCACGCCGCGCGGCGGAGUUCGCGGCCGGGAUGCGCCGCCUGGGGCUCCGCGUCACCUACCCGGGCCUCCCCGACCACCCGCACCACGCGCGGCUCCGUGAGCUGGGCAACCCCGGGUACGGCGCCGGCGGGAUGCUGUGCCUGGACAUGGGCACCGAGGAGCGCGCCGGGCGACUCAUGCACCACCUCCAGAACACCACCCAGUUCGGCCUCAUGGCCGUCAGCCUCGGCUACUACGAGACGCUCAUGUCCUGCUCCGGCUCCAGCACCAGCAGCGAGAUGGACCCCGAGGACCGUGCCCGCGCCGGGAUAUCGCCGGGGCUCAUCCGCAUGUCCGUCGGCUACAACGGCACCCUCGAGCAGCGCUGGGCGCAGUUCGAGCGCGCCCUCGCGCUCAUGCAGCAGGAGACCGCCCCCGCUGCCAAGUACUGCAAGGCCGUCUGACGGUCCGACGAGACUGCGAGCCCAGCGCUAGCUGAAUGCUAGCUCGAUCAUGUUGUAUAUACCGGUAGUGUUUUAAGCGACCAUCUGAAUCUGCUCAGAUGGAUGCCAAUGUUGUUAAGCUGCAUGCUUAACUAGUCUUAAUUCGUGCAACGUACUGCGACCUCUUACUGGAAUAAAUUGGCGUGAUUUUCCGCCGAAUAAUGAUUUGUAAAUUCCAUGCA